GCGCUGGACUCUCUGUGCUAACACACCCGGGGAGCCCACCAUGCUGUUAUUAGUCAAGGUCAUCCUCACCCUGUGGGUCUCCUGGGCUCGUGGACAAGUUAAGCCCUGUGACUUUCCAGAAAUAAAACAUGGACGCCUAAUUUUGGAAGACAUGUAUAGAUCACACUUCCCUGUAUCGGUAGGACAAAGGUUUCACUAUUCCUGUGAUGACAACUAUGUGACUCCUUCACAAGAGAAGUGGGAUUCCAUGACUUGCACACGAGAUGGCUGGUCCCCGGAAGUGCCCUGCCGCAGGAAAUGCAUUUUCAAUUAUUUGGAAAAUGGACAUCGUCCCAAUUCUGAACAAACAUAUUUGCAGGGCGAAUCUGUAAGUGUUCAUUGUUAUCCUGGCUACACACUUCAAAACCAACAGGCCACAAUGACCUGUACGGAGAAUGGCUGGCUCCCUCCUCCCAGAUGCAUCCGUGUCGAAACAUGUUUAAAGUCAAAGGUAAAAAUUGAGAAUGGAUUUAUUGCUGAGCCUGAAUCUACAUAUCUCUUAAAUCAAAAAGUAAAAUAUAAGUGCAAACAAGAUUAUGUAACAGAAGAUGGUCACACAUCCGGGUAUAUUACAUGUCUCCAGAAUGGAUGGUCAGCUCAACCCAGAUGUGUUAAAUCUUGUGGUGUGCCAGUAUUUGAGAAUGCCAGAGCCAGAAGUGAUGGCACGUGGUUUAAGGUCAAUGACAGGUUGGAAUAUGAAUGCCAGGAUGGAUAUAAAAACCGAGAUGGACACACUGUAGGCUCCAUAGUGUGUGGUGACAAUGGUUGGUCUGAUACACCCACCUGUCAGGAAAGAGAAUGCAUCGUUCCCGAUAUAGAGCCGACCUUAAUUGCUCAGCCCCAGAAAGAGAAAUAUGUCAUUGGAGACGUGUUGAAAUUCUUCUGCAGAAAUAGACAUAAACUUAUUGGAGCAGACUCUCUUCAGUGCUACCACUUUGGAUGGUCCCCUAGUCCUCCAACAUGUAAAGAGGAAGUACAGUCCUGUGAUCAACCUCCUCGACUCCCCAACGGGACAGUGGCAGACACACCUAAAGGGGAAUAUGAACACGGUGAGGUGGUGGAGUAUGUGUGCAACCCCAGGUUCCUGAUGAAGGGUGCGAGGAAAAUUCAGUGCGUUGAUGGAGAGUGGACACCCUUGCCCGUGUGUGUUGCGGAGGACAGUACAUGUGGAGACGUACCUGAGCUGGACCACGGCGAGGUCGUGUCCCCAGCACGGCCCCCCUAUCACCAUGGAGAGUCAGUAGAGUUCACUUGCAGAGAAGACUUUACAAUGAUUGGUCAGAGCUCAGUUACAUGUAUUAGGGGAACGUGGACCCAACCACCUCAGUGCAUUGCAACAGUUGAACUCAAGACGUGUAAAUUAUCAAGGGCAAUUGCCUAUGAGACAAAGUUGUCAGAUAGGAUUGACUAUGAGCAUAAUACGAAAAUCAGGUUCACUUGUGGGAGGAAGUCAGAGCAGAAACACUCAGUCUGCAUGAACGGAAAGUGGGAGCCCGAGGUGACCUGCACAGAAGCACCACGAUGUCCACCUCCACCUCAGAUUCCCAAUUCUCAACAUAUGACCCUCUCAGUGAAUUAUCAAGAAGGAGAAAAAAUAUCUAUUCUCUGUCAAGAAAACUUUCUAAUCCAGGAAGGAGAGGAAAUCGUGUGCCAGGAUGGACGAUGGCAGUCAAUACCGCGCUGUGUCGAAAAAACUCCAUGUUCUCAACCACCUCAUGUAGAACAUGGCAGCAUUAUUUCAUCCAGAUCUUCAGAAGAUGAAAGAGAAACAUUGGGACCCGAGCUAUAUGCGCAUGGCACCACAUUAAGUUACAUUUGUAAGGAUGGUUUCAAAUUAUCCAAAGAAGAUGGGAUAACAUGCCACCUGGGAACGUGGAGUGCUCCACCACAGUGUGUAGGACUUCCUUGUGGACCACCCCCUGAGGUUUCAAAUGCUGAUCUAUCUAACAGGUUAAACAGUUAUCCACAUGGGCAAAAAUAUACAUACACCUGUAACAGAGGAUUUCGGAUCCGUGGACCUGCGUCUAUAGAAUGUUCAGGAGGAAGUUGGUCCCAUCCACCAGAAUGCACAACAAUGACUUGUCCUAGCCCACCCAGCUAUGGCAAUGCCAUCCUCCUGGGCCGGAAGAAGAACUCAUACAAGUCAGGAGAACAGGUGGCUUAUAGAUGUCCAGACUAUUACCAAAUGUAUGGAUCCAAUGUUGUAGAGUGUAGGGACGGCAUUUGGAUAGGAACACCCACAUGCAAAGAUGUCUCCUGUGGCAGCCCUCCCACAGUGCAAAAUGCCUUUAUACCAAACCAGAAGCUUAGGUAUCGACAUGGGGACACAGAACGUUAUGAAUGCAGGCACUUUUUGGGCCUCUUCGGGAAUGCAGAAGUGACAUGUCUAAGUGGGAAGUGGACAGACCCACCUGAGUGCAAGGAGUCCACAGGACGAUGUGGGCGCCCUCCUGCUAUUGACAAUGGAGACAUUACCACGUAUCCAUUAGCAGUCUACGCUCCCGGGUCUUCAGUGGAGUAUCAAUGCCAGGCCUACUAUGAACUUGAGGGAAACAGGAGAAUAACGUGCCGUGAUGGACAGUGGUCUGAGCCACCCAAAUGCUUAGGUGCCUGUGUAAUAUCAGAAGAAAUCAUGGAAGCACAUAACAUAGAAUUGAGAUAUUCAUAUGCGAAAAAAAUUUAUUCCAGAACAAAUGAUUUCGUUGAAUUUAGGUGUCGAGAAAAUUAUCGUAGAGUGUCACCAGCAUCUGCAUUCCGAGUACAAUGUCAUGACGGAAAAAUGGAGUAUCCCUCUUGUGGAUAACAUGAGAGCUGUGUGGCAGUUUUCACAUUAAAAUAUGCGCCUCAUUCAGAAUGUUUUAAUAUUAAUCUAAUCCUUCUCAAUUUAUUUUUCUAGUUGGGUGUAACUCACUUGUACUCAUUAAUCACAAUUCCUGUUAAAUGCCAUGUGGGUGAUGUCAUUGUAAUCUGAGACCAACAGA
Myotis lucifugus (little brown bat) is the source of this 3020-nucleotide messenger RNA. Its product is annotated as complement factor H-like. NCBI's taxonomy places the organism in Eukaryota, Metazoa, Chordata, Mammalia, Chiroptera, Vespertilionidae. The coding region runs from base 41 to 2842 and encodes 933 amino acids. The transcript has 16 exons. The record is from RefSeq and is a predicted model, not a curated record.